AUGAGGUGUUGGAACAGUACAUUGUGCAUUGAUACAUCAAAAUUAUGUAAUGGUAGAAUUGAUUGUCAGCCUUAUGGUGAUGACGAAGAAAUACUUUGUCCCUGGUUAGAUGAAUAUCCAGUAACGGUUUGGGCAAAUGAAUAUACACUAUAUACAUGCAAAAAUGGUAAAUUGUUUGGUCGACGUUGCCAGAUGCAAGCAGAUUUACCUGAUUUUAUAUUUGAAGACCUUCAUUGUAAAGAUUUAGAAGACUUAAUGCUCUGUGAUCUUAAUGACAAAACUACAACAAAAUAUUUUUCAACAUCAGAUUUUAUAGAAUAUCCACUAAUAAUUAAUUCGUAUAAUCCGAAAGCUGCUAUUGAAAACAACACAAAUAAUAAUAAAAACAAUUCAACAACUUUAAUAAUAAAUUCAUUAUUAGAUAUAGCUAAUUUAACAUGGUAUUGUAAUCGCGGUAUAAUAGUUUUAACACACCCACUAGCGGCACCAUCAUCAUCAAAUCGUUUAUGUCUUUGUCCUCCACCUUAUUAUGGCGAUCGUUGUCAGUAUCAAUCAGAUCGUUUAAAUGUAUUUUUAAGUAUUUAUAAGCCAACAGCGUUUGAGGGUAGUCUUGUUUUUAAAAUACUGAUAUUUUUACUGGAUGAUCAAAAUAGAAUUCAAUCAUCAGAAGAGC
This is a messenger RNA of Didymodactylos carnosus, 673 nucleotides long. The record is from the annotation of a GenBank genome assembly. NCBI's taxonomy places the organism in Eukaryota, Metazoa, Rotifera, Eurotatoria, Philodinida, Philodinidae.